Daldinia decipiens is the source of this 2084-nucleotide messenger RNA. Its product is annotated as ASST-domain-containing protein. The record is from RefSeq and is a predicted model, not a curated record. Bases 194 to 1855 code for a protein of 553 amino acids. The transcript has 3 exons. NCBI's taxonomy places the organism in Eukaryota, Fungi, Ascomycota, Sordariomycetes, Xylariales, Hypoxylaceae.
CGACCUACAACCUUUUAACAUUUUACUACUAUAAAUAAUAAAAAAUUGAGGAUUCUCACCAAUUCUCACACAAUUAUUGGGAGUGGCUAUCUAGGGAUAUUGUAUUAAACCAAGGUUAAUGUACCCUCCUUUAAUAUAACGCAAUGGAGUCGUUUUCUGACAUAGGUAGUACUUACCCCUUUUGCAUACCGCCAUGAAGCCUACUCUCCUGCUAGAAACGGUACUAGUUUUAUCGAUCCCAGCUUUGGCGGAUUGGCAAUUCAAGUCUCGCUCAGACCUAGCUCCCCCAAGACUGAAUAUUACAAUACCAGCAACCGAAGAUGUUGAAAAGGGGUACUUGUUCGUCGCCCCUUUUGCUGGCUUUCCGGAUACGCCUACGGAGCAGCACGGCCCUAGGCAAGCUGGCCCGUAUAUUUUCCGCGACAAUGGAGAUCUAGUGUGGUCUGGAUACGGGAUCUACAGUAUCUGGUCAACCAAUUUUCAGGCGGGCCGCUGGAGAGGUAAAGAUAUUCUGUUCAGCUUCGAAGGCGAUCAUAAUCCGGGAUAUGGUCACGGCCACGGCCAUAUUACCAUCAUGGAUAAUCACUACGAGACAAUCCGAGAGCUUCGAGCUGGUAACCACAAGCUUGUGGAUAAGCACGAGUUUCAUAUUGUCAACGAGGAAACAGGGCUCAUCCAAAUAUAUCAGCCUGUUGCCCGCGAUCUGACAGCCUGGGGUGGGAGCGCUGAGCAACAAUGGAUUGUCAAUUCUAUCAUCCAAGAACUCGAUAUAGCAACUGGUAAAUUAUUGUUUGAAUGGUCGAGUCUGGACUACGUUUCGCCUGAUGAAGCAAUUCUGCCAAUCAACCCAGGCCAAGCCGGUUCUGGCUUCAACAGCUCUGAUGCCUGGGAUUACUUUCACAUAAACAGUGUUGACAAAGACUCAGAGGGCAACUAUCUUAUAUCCGCACGCGAUGCAUGCAGCAUCCACAAGAUCAACGGCACCGAUGGAAGCAUCAUCUGGAAAUUGAAUGGUAAAGACAGCUCUUUCAAUGUUCCAAAAGAUGUCGAGUUUUGCUUUCAACAUCAUGCCCGAUUUAUAAGUCAAUAUGAUGAUGUUGAAAUCAUUAGCCUCUAUGACAACAGCGCACAUGGGAUCGAACACAGUGGAGGAUCUGAAGUUCACACGGCUCCAACAAGCAGCGGGAAGAUUGUUAAAGUGAACACUACAUCAUGGGAGGCUGAUUUAGUGCAAGCUUUCUUCCCACCUGACGGCCUAUUAUCCAAGUCUCAGGGCUCUACUCAGACGCUUCCAAACAGAAAUGUCCUGGUAAACUGGGGAUCUUCGGGAGCUGUGACUGAGUACCUUCCUAAUGGUACAGCCAUCUUCCAUUCUUACAUGGACUCUGGUUACCUUGGCCUUGGUGUUGAGAACUACCGUUCUUUUCGGUACAACUGGACUGGCCUGCCCAAUGAGGAGCCUGCUAUUGUGGCCCUGAGAGGUGAAGAAUGCGUGACCGCCUACGUGAGUUGGAAUGGCGACACCGAGACUAGAACGUGGAGAUUCUACGCUGUUCUUGACGAGUUUGGUUCUAAAGAGUUCAUUGGCGAGGUCGAGAGAACGAGCUUUGAGACUUCGCUUCGAAUCCAUUAUGAAAAUGUCACUGCAAUCUCUGCUGAGGCUGUUGAUGCUAGCGGCAAAUCACUUCGACACACCGGGAUAGCUCUUGUGGAACAAGAGGUCAAGCCAUUGGGAAAGGUACCUCAACUUCCUAUUGCUGAAACGAAGGCUCAGAAACCAGUUUCGAGUGAGAAUAGUCGUUGGAAAGAAUACGGCAUUUUGAAGUACAUUCGGCUUCGAAUCAAUAAGCUCUAAGCUCAACUACAUGGGGUGUCGCUACUAUCGGACAAGAUGUAACCUAGAUAGAUCUCUCAGCCUUCCGGAUGCAAGUCAAAGAAGUAUAUUCGGACAGCCUUGUCUUAAUCUACUAGAGAGAUGAGGACUUCGUAUUUUCAGGAGGAUUCACGCUCAUUUGAGGAUUGGUCACAUCCAGUUAAUACACACUCGUUUCGUUGACUGCGUUAUCCGCGCUUUUGAAUGAUAC